UUCAUUUCAUUCGAGUGUACACUAUUUUAAUGAAUUUCUCAAAAGUGUCGUUCCUCUCGUUGUGUGUACAACUUUUUAAUUAGCAAAACAUUGGUGAGUGGAGCUUUAAUUUCGUAGCCAGUGUGUGCGGAACGAUGAAGUGAAUGAGAAAACUGCUCCCAUCUCAUCAGUGACACGCAUCGCCUCCGCCAGCAGAGAGUCGUGUGAGCCACAUCCGCAGACACUCAUUUCUUCCCAUCAGCUGGAGAUGAAGUAGAUACACACUGAACACAGUCCGUCCUCUGACUGCACAUGACGCGCGCACACCUGCUACUGCACACAUAUCGAGGGCAGUUGGCUAAAUGAUGGAUUUCAUUACCUUACUCCUUUUGGCUGAAGAUGACGAUGCCUUAAGCUUUAGUAAUCGACUCUGGAAUGUCUGAUGCACCCUUUGGAUUCCAACUACCGCAUAUCAAAACACCACAUAUCUCCUGAACCUUUAAGGGACACAAAAGGAAUAUGAAUUUCACUGCAGGCUUGCUGAAAAAUGAGCCUCUGCUCUUAAACACCUUGCUGUCCUUGAAUGCCUCUUUCCACGGUGCCGAGGACUUCAUGAGCGAUGUUUUCCUCCAUCAGAGUGGAGAGCUGGAGAGGCUGCUGCUGCUGACGAUCAAAGAGCCCACCACCAUCGCUCUCACGGUGAUGUAUUCAUUAUCAUUUGUGGUGGGAUUCAUUGGAAACCUCAUGGCUAUUCGAAUGCUUACCUGCCAGAAGAGUAAGAGGAUGCAGAGCAUCAGUGCCACCCGGAGUUUACUCAUCAACUUAGCAGUGUGUGAUCUGAUGGUGGUUUGCAUCUGCAUGCCCAUCACCCUCGGCCACACCAUUUAUACCGCAUGGGUGUACGGAGACCUCCUGUGCCGGGCCGUUCCUUUCAUCCAGGCCGUGUCCGUGUCGGCCAGCGUCCUCAGUCUGACCGUCAUCAGCGUCAACAGAUACUACAGCGUUCACAGCCCGCUGAAUUCCCUCUCGUACUUCACCCAGAAGAAGAUCUACAUCACCAUUGUGUGCGUGUGGGUCUUGUCCUCUGCCAUUUGUGCGCCUUUGCUCUUCAUGAUCAAGCUGGACAAGAUCCACUUGAUCGACAUCGCCGUGCCAAUCUGCAGAGAGCUCUGGCCGCAGGCUAGACUCAAGCAGGUCUACAACGUGCUCCUUUUUGUAGCUCUCUACUGCAUCCCUGUGACCUUUAACCUCAUCAUCAGCUUCCUGACUGGCCAGAAGCUCUGGAGGGCUUCUCAACAUUUCUCAGACUUCGAUCCACACAGCCAGGCCUUGCACGCCUCACGUCUGAAGAUGCGCAAGAAGAUCGCCAAGGUGGUGGUCACUUUGGUCCUCCUGUUCGCCGGCUCCUGGCUCCCACUCUACGUAGCAGACAUCCUCAUUGACCACGAAGUUCAUCCCCCUAACUGGGUUCUGCAGACACGCCCUUUCGCGCAGUGGUUGGGCCUCACUAACUCCAGCCUCAAUCCCAUCUGCUAUUGUUUCUUGGGUGAUUUGUACCGCUCUGCCAGAGCAGUCAGGUCCAAGUAUCAUCAGAGGAUGCUCUCCAUCCUUAGAUCCUCCAGCUCUUUUAAACUGUCCAGUUUGCUCUCUCUCAAGAAGCAGAAAUCUUGCCGGCGAGAAGGCGCCGUAAGCCAGGUGUCAGAGGAGACUCUUUCUGAUUGGUGUUCCAACAACAGCCAGAUGGUGUCUCUCCAAAGCCUCUCAGAGAAGAUAAUGUCUACAAGCAAUCUUGAGUUAUCCAACUUGUAGUCACCUGAAAGGACACAUGGCACUUAUAAAGGGAUAGUUCACCCAAAAACAGCUUCUUUUGUAUUCCACAGAGGAAAGAACGUCAUACAAGUUUCGUAACACCAUGAGGGUGAGUAAAUAAUGACAGAAUUUUCAUUUUUGGGUGGACUAUCUCUUUAAGUAUUGUUCAUUUUCAUUGUAGUACUGUCAAAAAGCAUGUGAUUCUGAUGAUUUGAUGCAACAUCAGCAUAAUUUGUGUUCGUAACUAACCAUCCACAGUUACAUUGCAUCGUGACCAGUGUUGGGGAAAGUUACUAUUAUAAGUAAUGCAUUACUAUAUUGCGUUAUUCCCCUAAAAAAGUAACUAAUUGUGUUAC
Molecule: messenger RNA, 2144 nt
Organism: Megalobrama amblycephala (Wuchang bream)
Lineage: Eukaryota; Metazoa; Chordata; Actinopteri; Cypriniformes; Xenocyprididae
Product: neuropeptide FF receptor 2
Exons: 2
Coding region: 499-1788 (429 amino acids)
Biological process (GO): neuropeptide signaling pathway
Cellular component (GO): membrane
Molecular function (GO): peptide binding; G protein-coupled receptor activity
Source: RefSeq, a predicted model, not a curated record